AUGCCCCCGAAAACAGAUCCCGAGUCGAACCCCGUGCUUCUGCGGGGAACCAAAAAACAUUUGCUUGACGCUUUCGAGCAACUGAAAACCAUCUUCGCUGAUGGAGGAGAAGUGUUAAGUGAUUCGGUCGAUGCGUGGUCUGAAAGGUUAGAGCAAAUUGCACAUGAAUACCGUCGUGUGGUUUGCGAGUUAGAGACUGUUCACGGUGAUGAUUCGUACAAGACUGAACGACUUAAUUUCGAUAAAUCGUACUGUGUAAUGCGCGCCAUUGCUUUGAAACUACAAAAGGGAAACCCUACUCCGCCACCCCCUCAAGCCCCACGAACAGUGACUAACAUUCGGUACUCUGAGUUGAGUCUACCGCGCUUCAGCGGGCGGCUAGAAGACUGGUGCGUUUUUCGCGAUGCUUUCGAUUCCGCUAUCGGUUGCUGUACAGAGAUCAGUGACUACGAAAAGUUCCAAUACCUAAAGGGUCUCGUUCAGGGUGACGCGUCGCGGAUAGUCAAUUCCGUUCCGGUCAGUCAGGACGGAUAUCGCGAUGCGUGGAGAGCACUAAAAUUGCGGUACGAGAAUAAGCGUCAGCUGGUUCCACAUCCAAGCUUUGUUUGA
Messenger RNA from Aedes albopictus (Asian tiger mosquito), 609 nucleotides. RefSeq lists its product as uncharacterized. The record is from RefSeq and is a predicted model, not a curated record. Bases 1 to 609 code for a protein of 202 amino acids. The transcript has a single exon. NCBI's taxonomy places the organism in Eukaryota, Metazoa, Arthropoda, Insecta, Diptera, Culicidae.